UUGACGUCUGACACGUUAUAGGUUACGUUAUUAUGUCAAUCUGAUACUUAUUUGUUUAAUUUAAUUAUCCCCGUUUACUUGCAAGAUUAAAGAUAAUGUUGUAAAGUUCCAGAUAGUGUUACUCGUAUGUAAUGAAGCGGUACGGGCAUGUCUUUGACAAAAAUAUCGGCCACGGCGGCUAACAUACUGCCAGAUUCGAGCCACGGAACUGGCGAUAAUGCUAUCGACGAGACCAAUUCAAAUUGCUCCACAGAUAGCGACAACAACGAGGAGACAUCGAGGCCUACUCUCGAGUUUCAAGAGCUUAAUGAAAACGAUAUUCCCACUUUUGCUAUAAGAAUGUUAAAUUUGUGUAGAGAAAUUGCCAUUGUUUGCCUUCUGAUGAUAACAUAUGCCGCGCUCACCAAAGACCCACCAAAAAUUUCUAAAGCCCCAGCCGCUUACCCAUUCUUUCCUAAAGAUUCGAUCAUUACUGAUUGGUACCGAGGCCAAAUAAGCAAAGCCAUAGAACAUGCCAGGUCAUCAGACAUAGCAUUUGUAAUGUUUUACGCUCCAUGGGACGCAGAGAGUCAAGCCGCACGACAAGAAUUUGAAGCCACGGCCAAGUAUAUAUCCGACUAUGUAACCUUUGUGGCGGUCAACUGCUGGCAGCCUAACAGCGAAUGCAGGAAUCAGUACAGCAAGGUAUAUAGGUGGCCGGUUCUGAUAGCCUAUCCAUCUCAUGGGAGAGGUGUGCAAUAUAACGGACCUGUUAGCGCCCCACAUAUGAUAAAUUUUCUACAGAAAGUAUGCAAUCCUAUUACAAGACUUAGUGAAGAACAUCCCAUAGAAUUCGAAGAUGCUUACUUAAUUGUGAAUGUGAAUACGUCUCCUGGAAGUCUGGAUUUUGCGGUUGUGUAUACGACCGCUCUAAAAUAUUUAGAGAAGGAUCCUCAACAGUCUAUAUCCUUCUACGUACAUCCUACUCCUGUUUCUGAACCUUUACUUUACCUUCACUUAUGGAAUGAGACCCUGGUUUACCCAGUCCAAGAAAAGGGUUGGAGACCUGACGAAAUAUUGCAGUGGCUUUUCAAAAGCUUCCAUCAGGUGACCGCUUGGGUGGCGCCAGUAGGCAGUAAGAGUCUUAUACUUUCCAAUAGCAUCCAAGAGGGACCCUCGCUUAUCUUGUUCACACCGAAGAAUCCUUUACAAAGCAUUACCGACUACUAUAAGAUGUUACAGGAAAUCGCUCAUAAGUAUUACAGCUGCGAAGAUAACUUGUUGAUCAGUUUACAUAACAUAAACGUCAAAUUGCAAAGAUCAGCUAACGUCCUGCGGUAUAACAACUUAAAAGUGAAGUGUUUGUCGGAGGAAGAUAUUUCAAAGAGGAAGAUAACUUCCCACCUGAAUCACCAUAUUUGGGCCAAUCAUUCCCACUGCCACCAAAAGCAGGGGAUUCGCAAGGAUUGCACACUUCAAAAUUAUAAAGUUAACGACUUUUGUUCCGACUUGCAACCUAACGAAUGCGUGGAAUUUGCUCCUAUGGGACCAGAGUACUUAGAGAAAAUUUGUGAGGGAAGAGUCGAAAGUAUUUUCAAAACUUCUAUGUUAACUGGUGAAAAUGACGAGAGAUCGCCUUCGAACUUGCUCAAGUUGUGGAAAAGGAGUAAGUGUAAAGAAUUUGUAUAUGCAGAAACCCUACAACCUGCGAUUUUCGAGAGGAAAAUUGGAGAUGAAAGAAAAGAUAACAUCAGUGGUUUAGCUUGCAGAACUAAUAAAAGUUUAACCUUCGUGGCUAUGGAUAGCUUAUUGUUCUACCACUUUGCUGAAAGACUCGGUAUUGACGUUACAAGUAGUAAAGAUAAGAGCGCCGUAGCCAUAAUAAAUGAAAAGAUGGAGUCUCAUUAUAUUUUGCAAGGACCUAUCAAUACUCUAACUUUAAGUGAGUUUAUUGUAAAGUUCACUAAUAACCAGCUAUCAAGAUCUCUUAAUUCUGUAACUACUCUUAAGAAUGCUCAAAAUUUAGCACCUAGAAGAAAAAAGGGGAAACUGGAAGAUAAGGCAAAAGUUUUCAUUGAGGAAUUAGAAACCGAUUCAUUUCUGCCAACCGUCUUACAAGAAGAUAAGGCUGUAAUUGUCUUCUAUUACUCGAAACAGUGCACAUUCUGCAGCGGAAUCUCCUACACGUUCCUUACAGUUGCCAAAAAGUUGUCGCAGGUCGAAAAUCUCCUUUUUGCCCGGAUCGACGGAGAUGUUAACAUCUUACCCUGGGAGUAUACCAUGGAUACCUAUCCCACCAUACUCUUCUUUCCAGCCAGAGAAAAAUCCGAGAGUAGGGUGUUUCCCAUUAAUAUUCCUGUGACUGUGCCCAAUCUCCUAGGAUUCAUCUUGACAAAUCUCGACCAGGCUAGGAAGUUACAGGCAAUGUGGGCAAUAUGCAGUCAAGUUAAGUUUGAAGAAGAAAAGUUGAAUUGCUUUACUUCGCUGCAAGGCGAGACAUUGGCGAUGAUCGACAGGACAUUAAAAGACUGGCGACGGUCCAACAAGCGGAAAAAACAGGUGCUCCUGCAUAGACUGAGGCACUUGCGCCAAUUGCACUUUUUAUUCGCUCACUCACCCCAGAAUCAUGUACCUGUAGAGAAUACCUUGAAGAAACUAAACCUGAAACCGAGUCACAGUAAAGAUUACAGCCUGAAAGACGAGCUGUGAUCUAUUUUGUUGUUGAUCGUGUGAUGGAGGAUGCCAAAUUUCAAAGUGCACUUAACGUUACGAGACAUUCCAAAUUCUUUCCCAAGUAGCUCCCGCUAGUUUGUAACCCCCGUUUAAUAAUUUUUAUUACUCAGUUAUCUAAUAAAACUGUGAUAAAAAAAAUUAUGUGAACUUUGUACAUACCUAAUUU
Molecule: messenger RNA, 2878 nt
Organism: Anoplophora glabripennis (Asian longhorned beetle)
Lineage: Eukaryota; Metazoa; Arthropoda; Insecta; Coleoptera; Cerambycidae
Product: thioredoxin domain-containing protein 11
Exons: 11
Coding region: 148-2688 (846 amino acids)
Source: RefSeq, a predicted model, not a curated record